Messenger RNA from Anopheles funestus (African malaria mosquito), 823 nucleotides. Its product is annotated as flavin reductase (NADPH). The record is from RefSeq and is a predicted model, not a curated record. The coding region runs from base 134 to 745 and encodes 203 amino acids. NCBI's taxonomy places the organism in Eukaryota, Metazoa, Arthropoda, Insecta, Diptera, Culicidae. The transcript has 2 exons.
GUGUGUUUUCAUAGUGCUGACCGGACAGCGAGUGAUAAUAAAUAGCUCUUUUACCACACGCCUGCAACAAUUCAGUACAUACAUCGCAACGAUUGCCAUUGUUUAGUUUGUUAGAAGUCGUUUUAGUGAAAAGAUGCAGAAAAUUGUGUUUUUCGGCGGCACCGGUAUGACCGGUCAAUGCGCAGUACGAUACGCACUGCAAAAGGGUUUAACCGUUCGAUUGCUGGUGCGCAGUGAAACGACUGUUCCAAUAGAUUUCAAACAAAAGGUCGAACUCGUAAAGGGUGAUGUAACGAACUUGGAAGACGUGACGAAGGCCAUUGCUGGUCAGGAUUUGGUUUGCGUGGUGCUCGGAACACGCAACGAUCUCAAACCAACCACGGCAAUGUCGGACGGCAUGGCGAACAUUAUCACUGCCAUGAAGGAAGCUUCGCUGAAGAUAUUUUCUGUAUGUCUGUCGUCGUUUCUCUUCAUGGAACCUGAUAAGGUGCCUGCGAUUUUUGUUAACAUCAACGGCGAGCACCGACGUAUGCUUGAGAUGGUGAAAGGCUGCGAUUUGGAGUACCGGGCCGUAUUACCUCCCCACAUUGCCGAUGAACCACAGGCAAAGUUUGCCACCGCAUAUGACAAAUCGCCCGGCCAUUCCAGAUCCAUUUCGAAACUCGACCUUGGCCAAUUCCUUGUAGAUAGUCUGUUCGAUGAAGCGCAUUCGGCAAAGGUUAUCGGCAUUUGCACGAUUAAGUGAUAUACUCGAGAAUCAUCUGGCCGGUUGCUGCUCUUGAAAACCUCUUCAUGGCAUGAAAUAUAAUCCUUCUCACUUGAA